This is a messenger RNA of Ctenopharyngodon idella (grass carp), 2796 nucleotides long. RefSeq names its product THAP domain containing 12b (gene thap12b). Lineage: Eukaryota; Metazoa; Chordata; Actinopteri; Cypriniformes; Xenocyprididae. The coding region runs from base 176 to 2422 and encodes 748 amino acids. The record is from RefSeq and is a predicted model, not a curated record. The transcript has 5 exons.
GUAUGGCUGGUGCAUUGUGGGAUCGAAACGAAUUGCAUUGUGGGUUGGCACGCCAACAAUACUAGUGCUUCAUACUUGCGCGCCUUGUUUAUUUCUGUAAUGUUGCAAUGAUUAUAUUAAUUACAUCAUAAAUAAUAAGAGUGUAGAAAGGUUUUUGUCAGACAUUCAAUGCACAAUGCCAAAUUUUUGUGCCGCUCCGAACUGUACCAGGAAAAGCACUCAGUCCGAUUUAGCUUUCUUUAGGUUUCCAAGGGAUCCGGAGAGAUGUAGGUUGUGGGUGGAGAACUGUCGGCGUGCAGAUCUGGAGGAGAAAACUCCUGAUCAGCUGAACAAGCACUACCGGCUGUGUGCAAAGCACUUUGAACCAGCCAUGAUAUGCAAAACUAGCCCUUACAGGACAGUACUAAGGGACACUGCUAUUCCCACGAUUUUUGAUUUAACCAGCCACCUCGCAAAUCCUCACAGCAGACAUCGCAAACGCAUCAAAGUUCUGACAGAUGAAGAGGUUCGGAAAAUCAAAGAAAGACGAUUGGAGUCUUCGAUUGAACAACUGCUCUCGAAAAAAGACUGUGACUCUCAGGAUGACAGCGAGAACACAGAUGACGUCCCUCAGCUUACGCCCGAACAAAAAGACCUAAGAGAGUUCUUAAGAUCUUCGUUUGAAGUCAUGGUUUUGAUAGGAAGGCAAAACUUUCCAUUCAGUUGCAAUGCAAGAGAAGAUGAGAUCCGCUCUAAGGAGGAGGAACGCCUCUUUAGCACAGGUACCUUUCAAGCGCUGAUUGAGAACCGUAUCAAUGCGGGCGAUGAAUUUCUUCGAAGGAGGUUCGAGGCAGUGGCUGUUAAUGAGGACUAUUGCCCGGCCGUUCAGCAGAGGCAGAUGCUGGAGGUCUGCGAGAGAUGCGUGCGUGAAGAGAUCCUUCAACAAGUCCGAGAAUGUCGCUUCUUUUCGAUCAUCACAGGGGAGUUAGUGGACUUCCCAGAGGGAGAACACCUGCCUGUAUUCCUGCGCUUUGUAGACCAAGCCAACACUCUUAGAGAAGAGUUCAUAGAGUUCCUCUCAUUUGAAGGAGAGGAGGUUGCUGUCGCUGAGAGAUUGGAGUCUCAGUUGACGAAGGGAUGGGGCCUGAGUAUGGAACACUGCAGAGGACAAGCGUAUGCGGGAUCUGGUAUACUUGGGACUAAGAUGAAGGUCAUCGCUGCCCACCUCAAGGAGAAAUAUCCCAUGGCGGUGAUCACGCCCACUUCCACCUGUGCACUUAAUGUUCAUCUCGCUAAUGGCAUGCCGCUGACUGGAGUGCAAGUUGUGAUAUCAGUUCUGAAAAAGACAAAUGUGUUUUUUAAAACAUCUCCAUUGUUGCAGACCGAACUCGAUAAUGCUAUCUCCAUUCUGUGUCAAGGAAACAUGGAAAAAGAAAAUGCUCUCAAAGAGGGCUCGCGUUCAACCUGGACCGAUCUUCAUAAUGUGUUCGAGAUGGCUGUCGAUUUGAUGGAGCCACUUCUGCUGUGCAUGGACAGUAUACAUGACAAUGAGGAUCUGAAGUGGAACGACCAAGUCACCAAUGAUGCUUACGCCAUUUCAGAGGCCUUGGCGGACUUUGAGUUCAUCGUGACGUUGGUUAUUUUGAAGAACGCCCUGUCUUUCACGAGGGCUUUUGGUAAGAACUUACAAGGAGAAACCAUUGAUGUGUUUUUCGCUGCCAACAGCCUAACAGCAGUACUGCAUUCAUUGCACGAGGUAACGGACAAUCUGGAAGUAUACCACGAAUUCUGGUUCGAAGAGGCUGUUAGUUUGGCGACUGCAAUGGAGAUCCCGGUCAAAGUCCCGAGGUUGUUUCUUCGGAAGCAACAGGCAGUGGAGACCAUGGAAAUACAGGCGGAGUCGUUCUUUAAAGAGUAUCUGACGCAGCCGGUUAUGGAGUACAUCACACAAGAGGUCAAGGACAUCUUCUCGGAGAAUCAUCUCAAGGCGCUCAAGUGCUUGUCUCUUGUCCCCGCAGUCAUGGGCCAAAUGAGGUUCAAUACCUCUGAGGAGUCACAUGCAGACAUUUACAGGAGCGAUCUGCCGCAUCCGGACACAUUGCCGGCUGAACUGCAUUGUUGGAGAAUAAAAUGGAAACACAGAGGAAAGGAAGUAAGCUUGCCGUGCACCAUUCACGAAACCCUUCAGCACUCCGAUGUGAAGUUCUUCCCAAAUGUUAAUGCGUUUUUGAAAAUAUUAGCCACGUUGCCGGUGCUGAAGCUUGAUGGGAGUCACGGUGAAACUGCCCAAAGACGGUUACAAGCUUACCUCACAGACACUGCGGUAAACCAAAGGUGUAAGAAUCUAGCUGUGCUGAACAUCAAUUACCAUAUAAAGACAGACCUGGAAGAAAUGGUUCAGUGUUAUAUAAAAAGUUACCCAGAAGAAAGUGAGAGUGAUUAACCACUAAAACAUAUAGACUCUCCAAGUAUCGACUGCAAAAAUAUUUGAGCUGGAAAUGUAAUAAGUUCUGUACUGUUUUGUAAGUUCCCUUUGCUUUUUGUCAUGAUGCCAAUUGUUUAUUUUGUGUCUUCCCCCCCCCCCCGGAGAUUUAUAGUACUAUUUUUACAUUUGUGAGGACCGUCAAAAAGAUUCACCAUGUACGAUUUUACACAGUGGUCUUGCAUUGUUUUGUUUGCUUGACUGUCUAGUGUGAAGCUGGACUGAUAAAAGACAAAAUUGACAUUGAAAUUCAACUAUUAAAGACAAGUUUGUGUUUGUAUAAACUGGUCCAAAGUGUAAAUAAAAUAAAGCACUUUUGAUGCUUUCUUCUACAA